Paralichthys olivaceus (Japanese flounder) is the source of this 322-nucleotide messenger RNA. The record is from RefSeq and is a predicted model, not a curated record. NCBI's taxonomy places the organism in Eukaryota, Metazoa, Chordata, Actinopteri, Pleuronectiformes, Paralichthyidae.
ACUCACAUCCGCUUAGACCGGAAGUCUCGUCCUCGCGUCACGAUGGUUCCUCCAGUCGCAGUUUCUCCGCUCAUCAAGACGGCCAGGUGGUCUGCUCUGCUGCUCGGCGUCUUCUAUGGCAAGCAGAGGUUUGACUACCUAAAGCCCAUUGCUGAGGAGGAGAGGAAGGUUGAGGAGGCUGAGAAAAAGGCCAGAGAGGAGCAGGAACGCAUCUACAAACAGCUGGCUGAAGCAAAUUCGGACACCAUCCUCAAGUGAUGCAUCUGUGGACCUGUGUCCUUGUUUCAGACCCAAUAAAAUUAUUUUUCAUGUAAUCAUCAAA